AUGGCAGCUCCUCGUGUGAGCUUUUCCGAUAAGGAUCUGGAGAACGGUGAGCACGCUGCUGGUGCUGGUGACAGAUCCCGCAAGUGGUCCCAGGCUCCCGGCAACAUCGAAGAUCUAGACGAGUACACUGCACUCCAAAAGUAUAUUUCUACAUACAGAGAUCCCAAGGCGGCCGAUAGUCCCGAAAACCAAGUUCAGGAUGGUGAGGAUGCGAAGAAGGGCAAGGCGUGGUGGCAGUUCUGGCGGUCAGGCAACUCCUCGCAGGCCACCGACAAGGAUGCCGGCGUCGUACCCGAGGAGUGGCUCGAGUCCGAUAUCAAGCAAGGUCUCUCUACUAGCGACGUGGAGAACCGCCGAAAGCGCUGCGGCUUCAACGAGAUCAUGACUGAGAAGGAGAACCUUUUCAUCAAGUUCUUGAUGUUCUUCACAGGCCCUAUUCUCUACAAGCUGUCGCAGCGGGCGUGGAGCUACGGGCGCACGACCAUCAUUCGGCCCGACCAUUCAUGCACGUCGCUGCAGCCACGAGCCCACGCUAACUUCUUGGCAGCUAUGGAAGUCGCUGUCCUCCUCGCUGCUGGUCUUCGUGACUGGAUUGAUUUCGGUGUCAUCAUCGCCAUUCUUCUGCUCAACGCCGCCGUCGGCUGGUACCAAGAAAAGCAAGCCGCCGAUGUCGUCGCAUCUCUCAAGGGUGAUAUCGCCAUGAAGGCGAUUGUCAUCCGUCAAGGUCAAGAACAGGACAUCAAGGCUCGUGAGCUCGUCCCCGGUGACAUCAUCGUCAUUGAGGAAGGCCAGACCGUCCCAGCUGACGCCCGUCUCAUCUGCGACUACGAGGCUCCCGGUGAUUUCGAGAAGUACAAGGAGCUUCGUGAGCAGCAUGCGCUCAACCCAGAGGAGGAUCCGUCUGGCUCGGAGGACAAGGAGGGUGACGAAGAUGAGGGUGUCGCACAACAGGGCCACUCCAUCAUCGCCACCGAUCAAUCUGCCAUUACUGGUGAAUCUCUCGCUGUCGACAAGUUCAUGGGCGAUGUGGUCUACUACACAACUGGGUGCAAGCGUGGCAAGGCCUACGCUGUCGCUACAACUUCCGCCAAAUACUCUUUCGUUGGUCGCACUGCCACCCUCGUGCAAGGUGCCAAGGACCAAGGUCAUUUCAAGGCUAUCAUGAACAGCAUCGGUACAGCGCUUCUCGUCCUGGUCAUGUUCUGGGUCCUCAUUGCCUGGAUUGGUGGCUUCUUCCGUCACUUGAAGCUUGCGACUCCCGAAGCGUCCGACAAUAACCUGCUCCACUACACUCUUAUCCUCUUCAUCAUUGGCGUACCGGUCGGUCUCCCUGUCGUCACCACCACAACACUCGCCGUCGGUGCCGCUUAUCUGGCCAAGCAGAAGGCUAUCGUCCAGAAGUUGACCGCGAUCGAGUCUCUUGCUGGUGUCGAUGUGCUCUGUUCUGACAAGACCGGAACCCUCACUGCCAACCAGCUUUCUAUCCGUGAGCCAUACGUCGCUGAGGGCGAGGAUGUCAACUGGAUGAUGGCCUGCGCUGCCCUGGCUUCUUCCCACAAUAUCAAGUCCCUUGAUCCCAUUGACAAGGUCACCAUCUUGACACUCAAGCGCUACCCAAAGGCACGUGACAUCCUCAAGGACGACUGGAAGACCGAGAAAUUCACUCCCUUCGACCCUGUCUCCAAGCGUAUUACCUGUAUCGUCACCCUCCGCGGCGAUCGCUUCACCUGCGCCAAGGGUGCUCCCAAGGCCGUUCUUAACUUGACCGAGUGCUCUAGGGAGACCGCAGACCUGUUCAGGGACAAGGCCACCGAAUUCGCUCGCCGUGGUUUCCGCUCUCUCGGUGUCGCUUACCAGAAAAACAAUGAGCCGUGGGUCCUCCUGGGUAUGCUUUCUAUGUUCGACCCUCCCCGUGAGGAUACUGCUCAGACCAUCGUCGAGGCCCAGCAGCUUGGUGUUCCAGUCAAGAUGUUGACUGGUGAUGCCAUUGCUAUCGCCAAGGAGACUUGCAAGAUGUUGGCUCUCGGCACAAAGGUUUACAACUCUCAGAAGCUCAUCCACGGUGGUCUCUCCGGCACAACCCAGCACGACCUUGUUGAGCGUGCCGAUGGUUUCGCUGAGGUCUUCCCCGAGCACAAGUAUCAGGUAGUCGAGAUGCUGCAACAGCGUGGCCAUCUGACUGCCAUGACUGGUGACGGUGUCAACGAUGCUCCUUCCCUCAAGAAGGCCGACUGCGGUAUCGCUGUUGAGGGUGCCUCCGAAGCUGCCCAGGCCGCCGCCGAUAUUGUCUUCCUUGCUCCCGGUCUCAGCACCAUCGUCUUCGCCAUCAAGACUGCCCGCCAGAUCUUCCAGCGCAUGAAGUCCUACAUUCAGUACCGUAUCGCUCUGUGUCUUCACUUGGAGUUGUACCUCGUCACCUCGAUGGUCAUCAUUCAAGAGACUAUCUCCGCCGAUCUGAUCGUCUUCAUCGCCCUCUUCGCCGAUCUGGCAACCGUCGCCAUUGCCUACGAUAACGCGCACUCCGAUCCUCGACCCGUCGAGUGGCAAUUGCCCAAGAUCUGGGUGAUCUCGGUCAUCCUUGGUAUUGAACUUGCUCUUGCGACCUGGAUCGUCCGCGGCACCAUGUUCUUGCCCAACGGCGGAAUUAUCGUCAAUUUCGGUAACAUUCAGGAAGUUCUGUUUCUCGAAGUUGCUCUUACCGAGAAUUGGCUCAUUUUCGUCACCCGUGGUGGAGCCACCUUCCCAUCCUGGCAAUUGGUCAGCGCCAUCUUCUUCGUCGAUGUGCUCGCCACGAUCUUCUGUAUCUUCGGAUGGCUAUGGCACGGUACUGAUGGUGGUCUCCACACCCCUCCUUACCCGAAUCCAAUGGGUGCCUACUACUACAAGCAAACACCUCACGGUUGGACCUCCGUCGUUACCGUUGUGUCGGUGUGGGCAUACUCGAUCGGUGUCAUCAUCAUCCUCGCCAUCACAUACUUCUGUCUCAACCAGAUCCCUGCGCUUGCCGAUCUCGGCCGCAAGAACCGCAGUAUGCACGAUACCCAGAUGGAGAACAUCAUCGGCCACCUCAGCAAGCUCGCGCUCAGGCACGAGAAGGACGAGCACGGCGAGAGCAGAUUUGUGCUCGCCACCAAGUCUACUGAAGACGAGGAUGACGACUAG
Messenger RNA from Recurvomyces mirabilis, 3162 nucleotides. RefSeq lists its product as uncharacterized. NCBI's taxonomy places the organism in Eukaryota, Fungi, Ascomycota, Dothideomycetes, Mycosphaerellales, Teratosphaeriaceae. Gene Ontology annotation, cellular component: plasma membrane. The record is from RefSeq and is a predicted model, not a curated record. Gene Ontology annotation, biological process: regulation of intracellular pH; proton export across plasma membrane. The transcript is spliced from 6 exons. Gene Ontology annotation, molecular function: P-type proton-exporting transporter activity; ATP binding; ATP hydrolysis activity. Bases 1 to 3162 code for a protein of 1053 amino acids.